Molecule: messenger RNA, 1680 nt
Organism: Peronospora matthiolae
Lineage: Eukaryota; Oomycota; Peronosporomycetes; Peronosporales; Peronosporaceae
Source: the annotation of a GenBank genome assembly
AUGGUCCACGCCGAGCGGCGGCGACCAGCGUCUCCUGCAGCCUCUUCGCCGCGCCCAACAUCUAACCCCGCCCUCCCACCACCCGCAUCUGCUCCCACGUCGUCUCCUGCAUCCACCCAUCCCUCUUUUGUCGCUAACCCGUCUCUAGACGCUCCGCAAUCGCACGCGGACGACGUCCAUCCCAGCUCCAGUCCCGGUGAUCGCGACUCGAUGGACUAUAAGACCGUCACGUUCACUGUCCCGGCAUUUGCCGCCCCUUUAACCCGUCGCAUGUCGAGGGAGAGCAACUGUCCGCUGUUUUCCGAGCGCCAGCGCUUCACCCCGACCGCCGAUAAGCUCGUGCUGGUUAUGGUGGGUCUGCCCGCCCGUGGCAAGUCGUUUAUCGCCAAGAAACUCUGGAAAUUCUUCUGCUGGAAAGGCCUCAAGUGUCGGGUAUUUAACGUCGGGCAGCUCCGACGAGCGACGAAGGCAGCAGGGGCCCGGCAGGACCAUUCGUUCUUUGAUAUGACCAAUGCAAGCGCAAGCCAAGAGCGCGAGCGAUUGGCUAGAGAGGCGCUCGUGCAGGUGCAGCAGUGGCUAGCUGGAGAAGAAGAGGAAGGAGGAGGAGAUGGAGAUGGAGAAGGUGAAGGGGUACGGGGUGGUGAUGUGGCUGUGUUUGACGCGACGAACACGACCAAAGCCAGGAGACACGUGCUGCGGGAAACGUUUCGAGCGUUUGCCGAGCGGCACGGCACGAGUGUUCACGUCGUGUUUGUCGAGAGCAUUUGCACGAGUGAAGCUGUGAUUCGUGCGAAUAUUAAGCAAAAGGUGACAAGUAGUCCCGACUACUGCUGUAUGCCGGAAGACGAGGCCGUCGCGGAUUUGAAACAGAGACUCAAGAACUAUGAAGCAGCGUAUGAAGCGCUGGAAGACGAGGAAGAGUGCAGUUAUAUCAAGCUGUUUGACAUGCAGUCGAAAGUGCAUGCGAAAGGCAUUUAUGGCCACGUGGCCAAGUCGAUUUUGCCGUACAUGAUGAGUUUUCAUCUCGAACAUCGCCCGAUAUGGCUCGUGCGAGCUGGUCAUUGCAUUGAAGUGCGAAAAGACUUUCGAGCGAUUAUUAAGGACCCGUGCGUUGCGCCUCGGUCGGCGCAUUUGAGUCCACUUGGGUUGGACUUUGCUUACCGACUUGGCGUGUUUGUCAAGCAGCGGACAGCAGUGUGGAUUGAAAACGAAGACUUUACGCCAAAAGAUGAUCCGACCGAGUGUCUUGUCAUGACAUCGACGUUGCCACGUGCUGUGCAGACGGCCAGCUUUCUUCCCAGUGGCCAGCGAAUGCAAAUGGCCACCUUGAAUCCGCUCGAUAAGGGUGAAUGCUACGGCAUGACAAUGAGCCAGAUGAAGGAGCUCAUGCCAGAGGCGUAUGCCGCAUACGAAAACGAUCCGUGGCGCACGCGCUUUCCCGGCGGCGAGUCGUACCAAGAUUUGAUGCUGCGUCUCGAGCCCGUUCUCAUUGACAUUGAGCAGCACACGGGACCUGUGCUCGUGGUCUCUCAUAUCUCCACGUUACAAGUGCUCUACUCGUACUUUUUGGGGGCCCCUAUCGAAAGCUGCCCGGACCUGGAAAUCCCGUUCCACUCGGUGCUCGAGCUUGUGCCGAACCAGGACGGCUGGACUAAAACUGUAUUUAACAUGCGUGCAUGA